This is a messenger RNA of Nylanderia fulva, 3028 nucleotides long. RefSeq names its product aminopeptidase N-like. The record is from RefSeq and is a predicted model, not a curated record. Gene Ontology annotation, biological process: proteolysis. NCBI's taxonomy places the organism in Eukaryota, Metazoa, Arthropoda, Insecta, Hymenoptera, Formicidae. Gene Ontology annotation, molecular function: zinc ion binding; metallopeptidase activity. Gene Ontology annotation, cellular component: cytoplasm; membrane.
GAUCUUCCGAAGUGAUCAGAUCAAAAGUGAGAAACAAAGUGUUGAUUAAUAACGGAUCGUGAUUCAAUAAACAGGAUAUCUGAGGCAAAAAUCAACCAUGAUGUUCCUAAAAUUGUCAUCAAAUGUUUUGUUAUUUAUCGUUGUAAUGACAACAGCUUUUUCUGUCGAUGAAAAUGCGAGGAUUAAGUGGUACAACGAUAUUCAUUUUCAUAACCAAAGCUGUUUGGUACCUCUUCAUCAAUCUGUUCAUAUAAAUCUGAUGCCACAACACUCUUUUUAUGCCAAGUCUAGUCUUGAAAUUUACAUAAAUUGUAUGGUACGAUACAUAACUCUACGUCUAACAACUCAUUUAAGAGUAAUGAAUGUAAAUUUACAGUCGACUAAUAGUAGUCUCAUAUUUAAUCCGAUGAUAAAUUAUCAUUAUGGAGAGGACAUCCUUAUUCUCGAUUUCGACAAUUUACUUGAGCUGCGGGAAUCUAAUAGCUUCUUAUAUAAUCCUAAUAACUUAUAUGAAACGUUUACUUUGAACAUACAAUACGAAAAUUACAAUUUUAAACUUAGAUACUAUAAUGAGACGAAGCUUUUUCAAACAAUAUUCAGAGAAGAUGGAGAUCUUUUUAGGGUGUUAUUUACAAAUUUGAACCAGCCGAGAGAGAGCCGACAUUUAUUUCCUUGCUUUGAAGAGACGAAAUUCCGUACCACGUUCGAUAUCUCUAUUACUCACCAACCAUUUUACGAUGUUUUGUCGAAUAUGGCGAUAAAAAAAUAUAUAGAUAUAAGUAAAUACGAAAGGCGUACAAUAUUCAAAACAACAUUUCCAAUGUCGCCAAACGACGUAGCAUUUGUAAUAUUUGAAAAAUUAAAACUGGUUCCUAAUUCGACGAAUAAUGCGAUUAAUAUGUGGUGCAGAUCGAACUUUAUACCAUACAUAACAUUAGCUGAACAGGUUGCUGGUAGAGUCAGCAGGGUUUUAAAUUCCUUAUCCAAUAAAGCAUUGCCAAAACUGGAUUUUAUCAUUCUUCCAAACCUCGAAAGGAAAUUCGACGAAACGUUGGGACUUAUUUUUCAGAAAGAAAGUAAUUAUGCAUAUAAUGAAGAAUUUGAUCCUCCUGCAAUAAAAACUAUGGUUAUCCAAUCAGUUAGUCACGAUAUAACGCAUCAUUGGUUUAGAAAUCUCUUUAAUACGCCUUGUCCGUUUCAACAUUUCUUAAAAGAAGGCUUUUUUAUGUUUCUUGAAACGUAUAUCAUUGACAAGGCUUUACCAGAUUCACGGAUGAUGGACUUGUUUAUAGUCCAGAUUCAACAAGAAGUUUUUCAUUUAAAUGAUCAUUUUUCUAUAAAGUAUUUUAUUGAAUAUACAAGUUGUGUAACUAAAACUGAUUCGAUUAAUUUUCCUUUUUCUCGCAUUAUAGGAGCGGUAAUGUGGCGCAUGUUCAAAAAAGUACUUAUCAGUAAUACAUUUCAGACUAGCAUUGAAAUAUAUUUGGUAAUGCGAUAUACUUAUUAUAAUAGAAAAAUUCUCUAUGAUGUACGGGACAUUAUGCAGGCUGUCAUAAAUAACCACAUAAUUAACAAUCCUGAAGAGUAUUCUACAGAGUACUAUCGGAAUAUAAAAAAGAUAAUGGAUAUUUGGAUUAUGCAGAAUAGGUGUACGGUGUUAAAUGUCACACGAGAUUAUUCUAAAUAUGCUAAAUGCAGUUGUGUGACUAUUUCAAAAGAGCUUUAUAACGAUCUGGAUCAGGAAUAUUUUAUACCUGUAACUUAUACUAAUGAAAAAAACAUCAAUUUUGAUGCAACGUCCCCGAAUAUCAAAUAUUGUUUAACGCAGUCCCAUCCAGAAAUAAAAAUUGAAAUUGAUUAUAAUUCUAAUUGGAUUAUUGUCAACUUACAACAAACUGGUUUUUAUCGCGUCAACUAUGAUUCUGAGAAUUGGUGGAGGCUUGCAGUUUAUUUAAAUUCUGAAAACUAUAAAAAGAUACAUGUUCUCAAUCGAGCACAGAUAAUUGAUGACGCAUUCUAUAUGGCGAAAACUGAAAGACUUAAUUUCUCCAUAUUCUGGGAACUCGCAAGCUAUUUAAAGCGAGAGAAAGAUUACGUGGCAUGGUAUCCCAUGAUAAAAAUUUUUGAAUACAUGGCAAAUAUGUUCCCGUAUACAAAAUUAUCAGAAAAUCGAGAAUUAUUAAAGGAAGUACAUGUAACAAAAUUGUUUAAACAAAUUGAUACGGAAAUGUAUAAUCUGACGGUACCUACCAACAACAAUCUUGACAAAUGUUUAAAACAAGAGCUGGCAAGAUGGCAAUGUAUCAUUGGUAAUCCUAUAUGCUUACAUAUGACCAAACAGCAAUUAAAAACGUACAUGCAAAGUUAUAUUAAGAAAAAUAAGAAUUUCCAAUUAUCUGGGCAGCAAUAUUGGGCUUUUUGUAAUGGUUUAAAGACUGUAAAUAGUACUGAAUGGUCUGAGAUAUGGUCCGCCGCACCUGGAAUAUAUAAAAAUCGAAUCAAUUAUGAAAUGUUGAUGCUUCAUACUUGUGUUGAAGAUCCCUCAAGUGUCUUCAAUAUCCUAAAACAGUGUCACUUACUUGACGAAACUCUGUUGAAGAAAAAUAGCAAAGAUAAAGAACGUUUACGUGCUCAAGUUGCUCAUGUUUUUCUAUACAUUUUUGCAAGACAUUCUAAGAUAGUACUUCAAAAUUUCUUGUUUAAUAAAGAUUUUUUUAAGCUCAGACAAAUGAAUAUGUUAGCAAUAUUCAUUGUGGUUAUUAAUAAUGUGUAUUCUCAGUCCCAAAUUAACCAGAUAUAUAAAUAUGAAUUCAUGGGCUAUAUGAAAAAUAUGAAUUAUUUACAUACAAGAAUUGUAGCAAAAGCAGAGCAACGUCUUGGUAAGAUACUCGGAGAUAUGAAGUAUUUUCAAAGUGUGCUCCAUCAAAAAUAGAGAAAGAAGUUACAGUACAUAUUUGAGACAGCUUAACUAUAUAACACAUCCAGCUGUAAUAAAAAUUAAAACUCCAUCUUUUAUUCUCUAUUUAUA